This is a messenger RNA of Rosa chinensis, 895 nucleotides long. RefSeq names its product ubiquinone biosynthesis O-methyltransferase, mitochondrial-like. The transcript has 7 exons. Lineage: Eukaryota; Viridiplantae; Streptophyta; Magnoliopsida; Rosales; Rosaceae. The coding region runs from base 1 to 585 and encodes 194 amino acids. Gene Ontology annotation, molecular function: S-adenosylmethionine-dependent methyltransferase activity. The record is from RefSeq and is a predicted model, not a curated record.
AUGAAAACAACAGUGGGUACAAUCGUGAAUCAGCCCCUGCUGGUCAGGGUGCUUUUAAGGAUGCACCUCCUAAACGGCAUUUCUCUGGUGGGGAUGGUGAUGGAAGGCCAUUUGAAAGGCGUGGCUAUGAGGGAUCCAUUAUCUGCUAGGCCCUUUGAAGGGCUCAAAUUUAUUGAUGUUGGCUGUGGAGGUGGAAUUCUUUCUGAGCCUUUAGCUCGGAUGAGAGCUGCUGUAACAGGAGUUGAUGCUGUUAAGAAAAAUAUCAAGAUAGCUCGCUUUCACUCAGACUUGGAUCCAGUGACCUCAAAACUUGAAUGUCAAUGCACUACAGCUGUUAAAAGUUACAAUGCUGAAAAGGGGAGGGCUAACAAAGUGCCUAAAUUAAGACUACUCCCGGGCGUACCUAAACAACCGGGCGGAAUUGAGUGUGGCUACUAUGUUAUGCGGUACAUGAAGGAUAUUAUUAAUGAUGACACACUUUCCUUUUCGACCAAGUGGGCGGUAAAGACUCGGAAAGGAUAUACCCAACAACAACUUGACGAGGUGCGCAUGGAGGUGGCCGACUACUUGCAGACCUUGUUGUAGAUUCUGACUAGGAUGGGGAUUUUGAGUAAGGCUAGAUUGCUAUUUUGGUUCACUUUGACUACUUACAGACCUUGUUGUAGAUUCUGACUAGGAUGAGGAUUUUGAGUCAGGCUACAUAGCUUUUGGUUCACUUUUUUUGUAGUAGAUGAAGUGAAUGUAGCAAUUAUGAACAAAAUUGCUGUAUAUAGGGCAUUGUUAGGCUAGCCUUGUAGUAGGUUAAUUGGGGUUUUGUUUUGCCUAUUUUGUGAACUGUCAAUGAUGAUGAUUUUGGACAAAAUACCCCAAUAUAUAUUGAAAUCACUUUGGUCAA